Fusarium pseudograminearum CS3096 is the source of this 1245-nucleotide messenger RNA. RefSeq lists its product as uncharacterized. Gene Ontology annotation, cellular component: intracellular membrane-bounded organelle; Golgi membrane. Gene Ontology annotation, molecular function: pyrimidine nucleotide-sugar transmembrane transporter activity. The transcript is spliced from 3 exons. The record is from RefSeq and is a predicted model, not a curated record. Lineage: Eukaryota; Fungi; Ascomycota; Sordariomycetes; Hypocreales; Nectriaceae. Gene Ontology annotation, biological process: pyrimidine nucleotide-sugar transmembrane transport. Bases 1 to 1245 code for a protein of 414 amino acids.
AUGGCGUCCAGAAGCCUUAUUCCGUUUCUUGUAGCUAUGAUGCUGCUCACAGGUGUUUGCAACACCUUGUUGACCAAGUAUCAGGAUAACCAAUGCGUUCGCAAUUGCGGCUCCGAUGACAACCCGCGAAAGCGCGCCUUCUUCAACCAGCCAGUGCUCCAGACGGCGCAGAUGUUUAUCGGCGAGAUGGGCUGCUGGUUGGUUGUUGGACUCAUGGCACUCUGGCGUCGAUUCAAGGGCUCUGCCCCGGAACAACGAGGUUACCAAGCUGUGAACACCGAAGAAGGCGCCGAUAGCACAGCUGAACCUGAAGCCAACGACCGUACCAAACUCUUGCAUACCGGCCCGUCCGUUCUGAGAGGGUAUCGCGUCACCCUUCUUGCUCUGCCCGCUAUCUGCGAUAUCUGUGGUACUACACUGAUGAACGCCGGACUUCUGAUGGUGGCUGCAUCUAUCUACCAAAUGACCCGAGGCGCCCUAGUCCUCUUUGUCGGCCUUUUUAGCGUCAUCUUCCUCAAGCGACACCUGCAUCUCUUCCAAUGGCUCUCCCUCGUGGGUGUUGUUCUUGGAGUUGCGGUUGUGGGACUUGCUGGUGCCAUUUGGCCUGACGAGAAGCCCGAGGGUUCUAUUGGAACCCCGGAAGAGGACUCUCUAGCUGAUGGUGGCUUGUCAGAUGCCACUAGAGCCAUUGUCGGUGUCCUUCUCAUUGCAGGUGCUCAGAUUUUCACGGCCACACAGUUUGUCCUUGAGGAAUGGCUCCUAGAACGAUCUUCGAUCGAGCCACUCAGAGUAGUUGGAUGGGAGGGUAUCUUUGGCUUCAGUUUCACUCUGUUGGGCAUGCUCAUUCUGCAUGCGGCCAUCGGCUCAACUGACGCUGGCCGAUACGGAUAUUUCGACAUCGUCGAAGGCUGGCGCCAAAUGACUGAGAACAAGCAAGUUCUGUUCUCUAGUUUCCUCAUCAUGAUCAGUAUUGGUGGCUUCAAUUUCUUUGGUUUGUCCGUAACUCGAAGCGUCAGCGCGACCUCUAGAUCUACCAUUGAUACAUGCAGGACCUUGUUUAUCUGGGUUGUCUCUCUAGGCUUGGGUUGGGAGACUUUCAAGUGGCUCCAGAUCCUUGGCUUUGCUCUGCUCGUAUACUUCACCUUCCUGUUUAACGGAAUUGUCCAGCCUCCCUUUGAGUUCUUGAAGGUCCCCGAUGAGGAGAUUGAGGAGCUCUUGCCCGAAGACCCAAUCGAGCAUCGCUAG